Molecule: messenger RNA, 2820 nt
Organism: Pseudocercospora fijiensis CIRAD86
Lineage: Eukaryota; Fungi; Ascomycota; Dothideomycetes; Mycosphaerellales; Mycosphaerellaceae
Product: glycoside hydrolase family 3 protein
Exons: 8
Coding region: 94-2730 (878 amino acids)
Biological process (GO): glucan catabolic process
Molecular function (GO): beta-glucosidase activity
Source: RefSeq, a predicted model, not a curated record
CACAGGUCCGCGGAGACCCCUUAUUUCCAUUCGUUUGACUUUUGAUAACUUGUUCUUCGUUUUGCGCGUGAGCUGCGCGGCCAGCGUGUCACUAUGCACUUUUUAUCAGCACUCGUCGCAGUGCUGCCAUUGGCAUAUGCCCAAAGCUCCGGUCCUCCAGUCACGAAUAGCUCAGGCGGCGCCUUGCGAGACGCGCAGUCACCACCGAAGUAUCCUAGUCCAUGGGGAGAAGGACUGGGCGAGUGGGCCGAUGCAUAUGCCAAAGCCAAAGCCUUCGUUUCGCAGUUGACCCUGCUGGAGAAAGUCAACCUCACAACGGGCGUGGGUUGGGAAGGUGAAAAAUGCGUGGGCAAUCAAGGCUCAAUACCCCGUCUAGGCUUCCGAGCAUUGUGCUUGCAAGAUUCGCCUCUCGGCGUCAGAUUUGGGGACUUCGCCUCUGCAUUCCCAGCAGGCGUCACCAUCGCAGCAACAUGGGACCGAAAGCUUUUCUAUAAGCGUGGAUUUGACAUGGGCACAGAACACCGCCUUAAAGGCAUAGAUGUACAACUAGGACCCGCCAUCGGUCCUCUCGGUCGAACCCCAGAAGGUGGCAGAAAUUGGGAAGGAUUUUCACCCGACCCUAUAUUGACUGGCAUUGCUGUCUACGAGACCGUAAAGGGUAUACAAGAUGCCGGAGUGAUCGCCUGCACCAAGCAUUACAUUGCCAACGAGCAGGAACAUUUCAGGCAGGGCCCCCCGCCGGCAAACUUGACUGCUGCUCUCAGCUCCAAUAUCGACGAUGCCACUAUGCACGAACUUUAUCUUUGGCCGUUUGCAGAUGCUGUCAAGGCUGGGACUGGAUCGAUCAUGUGCGCUUACAAUCAGGUGAACAACAGCUAUGCUUGCCAGAACUCGUACCUGCUCAACUACCUGCUCAAGAAUGAACUUGGCUUCCAAGGCUUCGUUGUUAGCGAUUGGAGCGCGCAGCAUGCAGGCGUCAGUUCUGCGCUCGCCGGCCUCGACAUGACGAUGCCUGGAGACGUCUCAUUCAACAGCGGCACAUCCUUUUGGGGUACAAAUCUGACCAUUGCAGUGCUCAAUGGCACCGUUCCACAAUGGCGCUUGGAUGACAUGGCUGUCAGAAUCGUCGCUGCGUGGUAUUUUGUGGAUCGUGAAAAUAACGACGUCGAGAACGCACCGAACUUCUCAUCUUGGACGCAAGACACGUUCGGCUUUGAGCAUGCCUAUGCUCAGGAGGGCUACACGCAGGUCAAUUACCACGUCGACGUUCAAAAAGAACACUUUGCCGACAUCCGAGAAUCCGCUGCCAAGGGCACUGUUCUGCUCAAAAACGAAGGAGCGCUUCCACUCACCGGAAAGGAGAAGCUUACAGCCGUGUUUGGUUCUGACGCGGCUGAGAACCAAUACGGCCCGAACGGAUGCCCCGAUCGUGGCUGCGACAAUGGUACUCUAGCUAUGGGCUGGGGCUCAGGCACAGCCAAUUUCCCGUAUCUGAUCACGCCCCUUGAGGCUAUCAAAGCCGAAGUUCGAAGCCAUCGAGGCGCUAUUGAAUCAGUGAUCGAUGACUACGCAUAUUCACAGAUCGCGGCGCUAGCCCGAAGAGUUGGCGAUGUCGACGGCGUUUCGCUUGUCUUUGUGAACUCUGACGCUGGAGAAGGCUACAUUGUUGUCGAUGGCAACGAAGGUGACAGAAACAACUUGACGGUGUGGCACAGUGGUGACACACUCAUUCAGAAUGUCACGAGUCAAUGCAACAACACAAUCAUCGUCAUGCACACCGUCGGACCUGUACUGGUGCAGCCAUGGUACAACAACCCGAACGUCACAGCUAUCAUCUGGGCCGGCAUUCCAGGCCAAGAGAGCGGAAAUGCGAUUACAGACAUCCUCUAUGGCAAGGUCAAUCCAGGUGGUAAGACGCCGUUCACAUGGGGCAAGACCCGUGAAGAUUAUGGUACAGACGUUUUGUACGAACCCAACAACGGUCUGCUGGCUCCACAAGACGAUUUCAACGAAGGCAUCUUCAUCGACUACCGCCACUUUGACAAAUACAACAUCAAACCGAUCUACGAGUUCGGCUUUGGACUUUCGUACACUACGUUCUCGUUCUCAAACCUGAAGGUCGAGUCAUUGUCUGCAGCCCCAUACACACCAACUACAGGAAAGAGUCCUCCAGCACCGACAUACGGCUCGAUCAGCAACAGUAGUGCUGACUACGUUUUUCCGACCAAUUUCUCACGCGUCUACGGUUACAUCUAUCCUUAUCUCAACUCCACUUCGCUGUCCAACUCGUCCGGCGAUCCGCUGUACGGAAUUGAUUACAAGUGGCCCGAAGGCUCCUACGACAGCAGUGCACAGCCAUACGUGCCAGCCGGCGGCGCUCCUGGCGGUAAUGAAGGGCUCUGGGAGACCCUCUUCGUCGUAUCAGCCACAGUGACCAACAAUGGAACAUGCGCUGGUGAUGAAGUACCGCAGCUCUAUGUCAAUCUGGGUGGGCCCAACGACGCCAAGGUCAUCUUGCGCAAUUUCGACCGCCUGACCAUUGAGGCUGGCGCCAGCAAGACGUUCGUCGCCAACAUCACCAGAAGAGAUCUCAGCAACUGGGAUACUGUGAGCCAGGAUUGGGUCAUCUCGAACUACACCAAGACUGUAUAUGUCGGUAGCUCGAGUCGCAACCUGCCGCUGAGCCAGAAGCUGGAUAUGAGUGGCAGCGGCUCAGGCGGAUGGUACUAAACCCACAGCAUUGCCUCGAUAUACAUAUGAUAUCGCUGCAGUAGGUACACACGCUACAAAACAGUCUAUCAAGCUGCAGAUAUUUCACUG